This is a messenger RNA of Adineta steineri, 13455 nucleotides long. The record is from the annotation of a GenBank genome assembly. Lineage: Eukaryota; Metazoa; Rotifera; Eurotatoria; Adinetida; Adinetidae.
AUGUUUCCAAACAAGAAUUCAACAGUUGCAAACACUAAUCAUAAAGCACAACGGCUGAUGGUUUCUGGCCGAACAGAAGCUGUAGCUUCGUCUACUCAGCAACGUAUCUACAUGCAUGAAAAUCUUUAUUUUAGCGGCUUCGAUUUUUCUGCCUACAAUUAUAUAAUCCCGUUGACAAUAAAAUGUGGUUCAGUGUCAAUAGAACAUAUUCGUUUAUCUUUAGUUUCAGUAAUUCAGCAGCAUACAGUUCUUCGCACUGCCAUUCGUUUCAAUCCAAUACGAAAUCAAAUCGAGCAAAACAUUCAAUCACUUACCGAGGAUAUCUAUUCGUUUGAACAUUCCCGAGGUGUUUUCACAUUGGAACAACUUGAUCGUCUACUGACGAACGAAUCAAUUGGAAAAUAUUUCGAUGUUGAAAACGGAAAAGUCUUACGAUGCCAUGUAGUGCAACGAUCUCCUGAAAAUCGUGAUGAUUCACUGCACGAAGGUGAUCUUAUUAUUUUCGUGAUCCACCAUAUCGCAUUUGAUCUCAGCUCUUACAAACCAUUUCUAAAAGCCUUUGAGCGAGCAUGCUGGGAAAAUGAAUAUCAGCAAUCAGUGUUAACAAUUCCACAAUACAUUGACUUUGCAUUGUAUGAACAGGCAUUGCUAGCUGAUACCAGCGCGGAGUCCAAAAUGAACAAGGCUCGUCGAUUUUGGGCUAAUCUUAUGCAUGGAUACAACUGGGAUAAAAUACAAUAUUUAGUACCCAAUGAAGACCGAUCUGAUCGACAUCAUUCUGGCCGUGGUUAUUCAGCUGCGUUUACUAUCGAUCAAGAUGUUGUUGAUGCAAUGAUGUUAUUUGCUUCUACCAACAAUGUGACAAUGUUCUCAUCGUCUCUUGCCUGUUAUUAUAUAUUCUUAUUUAAACUAACCAAUCAUGAUGAUGACUUGUGUGUAGUAAGUAGCGUAGCUAAUCGACCUGAGAAAGAGUUACAAGAUAUGAUUGGUAUGUUUGUCAAUCUUCUAUUAUACCGGAUCAAAAUCGAUCCACAUACUACAUUUAAACAUCUCGUGCAACAAGUACAACAGCUAAGUACUGAAAUUCUCGAGCAUGCUUCUUUACCUUAUCAACAGAUUAUUGAUUCCCAAGGCAAACGAGAAAUUAAUGUAUUACCUUCAACGUUUUUCCAGUAUGAAUCUGUAGUAUCAUCAAUGAUACAGAAAAACUCAAUCGAAUUAACUGUGAGCGAAGGUUCGGUUGUAAGUGGUUACUAUGAUAGGGAUCUAAAUCGCCAGAACGGUAUAUCACUAUUUGAUAUUUCUCUUACAAUUAUCCAUCACCAUCAUACGAGAAGUACAGAAUGUUUUCUGAAAUGUUCGACUGAUAUAUUUAAACAUCAAGAUGAUGUCGAUCUAUUAUCAAAGCGUUUCCAACAUAUUCUUACGCAACUCUUUUCAUUUCCGAUGUUUCAAGAAUCCAUUUGCAAAUUAACUAUCCUUCUUCCUUGUGAGCAAAUAUCAUUAUCAGACCCAAGUACAGACAUGAUCCCUAAAAGCUCAUCCAAAGACCACCAAAUGUCGAUGCUUGAAGCAAGUACGUUCUGGCUUGAUGUUCUUCAUGAUUGUAAACUUGAUCAACCUUUGUCGUUACCUUCUGAUCGAUACCGUCUUGCAAAUGAACACCGAACUUGUCAUACAACAUCUGUUUCUUUCGAUUUUGGUCAAGAUCUUUCACAUGACUUUCUUACACAUGCAUCAUCAAACAACAUACCACUUGAACAUCUUACAUUUGCUAUUUAUUUCAUCUUUCUAUUUAAAUUAACCAAUGGACAAACAGAUUUAUGUAUUUCUAUGAAUAUCAAUAAUAAUCGAUACAGAGAUGAACUCAAAUCAGUCAUUGGAUUGUUUGAGAAUGUCAUCCCAUUACGAUGUCAACUAGAUCCUCAAUGGCAUUUCCAUCAUUUACUCAAACAUGUUCAAGAGAUGACAACAAAUAGUAUGAAAUAUUCAUAUUUUCCUCUUCAACGUAUUCUGAACCAACAUCCACAUAUUUCAAAACAUGCAUUCCUGGAUACAUCUCUGGAAUUCAUAUCGUACAAGAAUAGUAAUACAGAGAAGAUUGAUGAUUCUCAACUUGUUCCAGGAUCUUUCUCAUUCAAUAUUAAUGAAGAUGCGAUAUUAAGUGCAUCCGACUUAUCUCUCUCUAUUUAUCAUAAUUUGAACAUCAAUCAACUGUCAUGUACAAUCAAUGCAUCACUUGACUUGUUCAAUUUUGACACAGUGGAUAAGAUUUCACAACGAUUUCAUUCCAUCUUACAUCAAUUAUCUGCAUCUAUGAUUGAUAAUCAAAUGAACAAACCUAUCUAUGAAGUAUCAUUAAUAUUAUCAAAUGAACAAUAUCUAAUGCAAUCAUUGAAUAACACACAAAUAUCAUUUCCAUCUGCUCGUACUUGUAUUCAUCAUGAAUUUGUACAUCAAGUCAUGAAACAUCCCCAAAAACUAGCUGUUGAACUAGAUGAACAAUCAUUAACAUAUUGUGAACUCUUGUAUUAUGUCCAAGUCUUAUCUUUAACUCUUCUUAAUGAAUAUCAUGUGUUUCCAGGUGAGGUGGUGUGUCAAUGUGUUGAGCGAAGUUUGUCAAUGGUGAUUGGUAUAAUGGCAAUUGAAAUGAUUGGUGGUGUUUAUUGUCCACUAUCACCUCGAGAUCCACAACAUCGAUUACAUGCACUCACGCAACAAACACAAAGUCGUCUUGUUUUUAUUCAUUGGUUGACAAAGAAUAUGUUUAACGAUAAUAUAAUUUCAGUCAAUACUGAUCUAGUAUUGACUAACAAUGAUAUGAAAAGUGAUACUGUUGUUGAUCAACUAUCAAGUAUAAACGUUACAUCUGACAACAUAGCUUUCAUCAUAUUCACAAGUGGUUCCACUGGCGUCCCUAAAGCGACUCAGACAAGACAUAAAAAUCUCCUAAGUUUUAUAUAUUCUGUUCAGUACAUUGAUUAUAUUAACGAAAAGGAUACUGUGAUUCAAGUUUUUGCUUCUACAUUUGAUGCACAUAUUCACGAAAUCGUCAGUGCUUUACUUUCAAGUGCGACUGUUGUCAUGUUACAUCCUUAUGGAAACAUGGAUUUUUUAUAUUUCACAAAUACGCUAGAAAACAAACAAAUUACGUAUAUGGCAUCUGUCCCUAGUUUCUUAUACCGUUUCUGCAAUUUUAUUGAAAAGAGUUUUAAUAGUAAUCCUUUAGUUACACUGCGAUCACUUGCAAUUGGCGGUGAAACUGUUUCUCACAAAUUGGUAUCUCACCUAGAACACUGCGUGGAGAAAACAUGCUACAUGUGGGAUGUAUACGGACCAGCUGAAACAACAAUGCUAUCGACAAUUUAUCUUAUUAACUCCGUCUCUGGUCAUCUGGAUAUUCCUAUAGGUAGUCCUCUUGCUAAUUACCAAUGCAAGGUAUUCAAUGUAUAUUUACAACGUGUUUCUAUUGGCGAAGAAGGAGAAUUAUUUGUUGGAGGUGUUGGUGUCUUUGCUGGUUAUCUUGGACGUGAUGAUUUAACUGCAAAAGCUCUUGUUGAAAUAGAUGGUGAUCUAUUUUAUCGAACAGGUGAUCUUGUUACAAUCGAUAACAAUGGUCUUCUCCAUUAUCAAGGAAGAAAAGAUCAUCAAAUCAAACUUCGUGGACAAAGAAUUGAACUUGGUGAAAUAGAAAGAUGUCUACUUACCAUAACAUCCAUCUCUACUUGUGUUGUCAUGAAAUGGAAUGAUGAUUAUUUAGUUGCUUAUGUUCAAUCAGCUCAUAUCAACGAAGAACAACUACGUCAACAUUGUCAAGCUCAUCUUCCGCCACAUAUGAUUCCAUCUUUCUUUAUUAUUCUUGAUAAAUUACCUUUGAAUCAAAAUGGAAAAAUAGAUCGAAAGCUUCUUCCGCCACCUCACUCCUCACCAAUACAUCUCGUAAACAAUACAGAACUAUUACUACCAACAAAUGAUAUUGAAGUUAGUAUUCAUCGUAUUUGGUGUGAGAUGUUCAAACAAAAUCAAAUUUCAACUGAUACAAAUAUCUUUACUAUUGGUGGUCAUUCGUUACUUAUCAUGCAACUCUUUCAUCGAUACAAGAUCGAAUUUCAUUUAGAAACAAAUUCUCUUUCUAUUUCGAAUCUAUUUCAAUAUUCAACAAUUAUUCAUCAUGCUCAACUCAUUCAACAAUCUAUCAAUACCAUCUACACUCUGGAUAACUCCCCUUGGUCUUCAUUACAUAUCGUUCUAGCUACAGCAUCAUUUGCACAAGAUCGAAUCUAUUUAGAUGAACAAAUUCGUUUUUCAUCCAACAAAACAACGAUGAAUAAUAUGUAUGUUAUUCCAUUACUUUAUCGUAUAUCAUCUAUGAAUGAUCAUAUAUCAAUUAUUCGAUUACAUCAUGCAUUUCAAAGUGUCAUCACAAAACAUACUAUUCUUCGAACAGCACUUUAUAUUGAUGAUACAAAUGGUCGUAUCAUACAACACUGUUUAGAUGCAAAUAUCAUUCUCAACGAUGAUAUGAAAUCAUAUGGAUUGACAAUUAUUAAUCUUCAUAAUGAUGAUCAUCGUCAUAUGAAUGAAUUCAUCACAGAAAUAUUAAAUCAAGCUGAUUUAUUUGAUUUAUCAAAAGGGCGUGUUAUUCGUUGUCAUAUUCUUCGUCAUUAUCAUCAAUCUCAAGAUAGCAUUUCAUUUGAGAAUGAUGAUCUAUUGAGUGAAAAUGAUCACAUAUUGAUUAGUAUUCAUCAUGCGGCGUUUGAUGGAGCAUCUGUACCAAUUUUUCUUCGUGAUCUUUCUCUUGCUUAUGAAUCUGAUGACUCAUUAUCUGUGGAUGAUAAUACACUGAAUUAUAUAGAUUAUUCUGUUUAUGAACAUGUUAUGGAUAUGUCAUUAUCUCGUGAAUUCUGGCAUUCUCAACUUGAAGGAUAUAAUCUUGCACGCCAAUUAUCAUUACCUGUUGAUCGACAACGUUCAUCAGCUAAUCAACAACGAUCAGGUUUAGCAUCUAUAGCUGAAAUUACUUUCGACAGUGAAACAUCCACAUCAUUUCUAAAUUAUGCAUCAUCACAUCAUCUCACACUUUUUCAACUUGGAUUAUCCAUAUUUUAUGUCUUCCUAUUCAAAUUAACUCAUAAUCAAAUUGAUAUAUGUAUUGGUUCUGUCAAUGCAAAUCGGUAUCGAAAUGAAUUACAAAAUAUGAUUGGAAUGUUUGUUUCAACAUUACCAUAUCGUGUAGAAAUUGAUCCUAAUUGGUCAUUUGAUGAAAUACUCAAAUACGUACGAGAAAAAUGUUUAUUAAUUCUUGAACAUUCUCAUUAUCCAUUACAACAUAUUCUUUAUGAUAAUCGAUCAAGUCAAUCGAAUGUAUCAUUUCUUGAGACAAUGUUUGAUUUUAUCAGUGUGUCAAAAGAUGUCGAACAUUUAUGUUUGAAUGGUGCAAAUUUAGAACAAAUAUCAUUAGAACAAUCAGCUGAAGUAGCUAAAUUUGACUUCAUGUUAACAUUUGAAUACAAUCCAUUAUUAGAUAAUAAGAGAUUAUCAUGUCGCUUUGUUUGUUCACAUGAUUUGUUUGCAAAGUCAACUAUUUCAAAAAUAGCUCAAAGAUUUCAAUAUAUGUUGGAGCAAUUGUUUCAAACCCAAUCAAGCAACAUUCCUGUGAUGAAUGUGAGUUCAUCCAUUAACAACGUCUCUCUUAUUCUGCGUGAAGAAGCAGAAGAAAUGGAAUUAGUCGUAUUUCAUCGAUUGGAGAAUAUUGUGAAUGAAGCACCAGCAUCAUUUGCACAAGCUCGUAUUUGGCUUGAUGAAAGAAUUCGAUUCGACCCGGACCAACCUCAAAUAGCAAUCUAUAAUAUGCCUUUCGUUUAUCGUCUUCAAUCAGGUCAUACUAUAUCCAUUAAGCAACUUCAUCAAGCUCUACAGCUCACUAUUGGCAAGCAUCUCUCACUUCACACAUCACUUAUCUUUGAUGUAGACAUGAAUCAACUCAUUCAACGAGUUAUUACACGAAGAGAUAAUUACACUGAUAUAUUUUCGUUCAUCGAAACCACUUAUGAAACAGAUGAACAAUUGAAUGAAAUUUUACACGACGAGAAACGUAAUCCUCAUCUUUUUGAUCUUGCUCAAGGUCUUGUCUUUCGAUGUCAUAUUAUUUAUUACAAACAAAUCUCUUCAAAUAAUCUGCUUUCUCACAGAGAUCUACUUAUUUUCAAUUUUCAUCAUGCUUUAUUUGAUUUUCCAUCAAUGAAUAUCUUUCUUCAUGAUCUUAAUCAAGCAUAUACAACAGGUCAAUUAUCAUAUGAUGACAACACUACUCUGCGUUAUAUCGAUUAUACUGUCAUUGAACAACAAAUGUCUAUGACUGGUGCAAGCAUGUUUUGGUUUGAUGCUCUUCAUGAGUGUAAACUCGAUCAAUCUUUAUCAUUACCAUAUGAUCGAUAUCGUCUCUCAAAUGAGCAUCGAACUGGUCGUGGAACAACUAUUUCAUUUGACUUUGGUCAAGAUCUUUCACAUGACUUUCUUAUUUAUGCAUCAUCAAAUAAAAUAUCACUGGAACAUCUUGCACUUGCUACUUAUUAUGUGUUUUUAUUCAAAUUAACAAAUGGAGAGAAAGAUUUGUGCAUUGGAAUAAACACACAUGGUCGAUAUAGAGAUGAAUUUAACUCCAUCAUCGGAAUGUUUGUGAAUGCUAUACCUUUGCGAUGUCAGCUCGAUCCUCAUUUAUCAUUUCAUAAAAUCACUAAAUACGUUCAAGAUAAUACGACAAAUAGUAUGAAAUAUUCAUAUUUUCCACUUCAACGUAUUCUCAAUCAACAUCCAAACAUAUCAAAUCCUGUAUUUCUUGAUACAUCAUUUGACUUCAUAUCAUCUAUGACAAAAGAUAAGAAGAAUGAAAUAAUGAUUGGUGAUAGUCGAUUUUCUUUACUACCUUAUUCAAUUAAAAUUGGUGCAGAUGAAAUAAUGAGUAAAUUUGAUUUUAUUCUUAGUUUUGAGCACGAUUUAUAUCUAAAUGAACUUUCAUGUACCAUUAAUGCUUCCGUUGAUUUAUUUAAUACUGAAACAAUUUUUAUAAUUGCACAAAGAUUACAAACAAUGUUACAUCAACAAUUCACAUCUUUCGACUGUACAACAAACAAAUCAAUCUAUGAAUUAUCAUUAACAUUAUCAAAUGAACGAUAUUUAAUGCAAUCAAUGAAUAACACACAAAUAUCAUUUUCAUCUCCUCUCACUUGUAUUCAUCAUGAAUUUGUACAUCAAGUCAUGAAACAUCCACAAAAACUAGCUGUUGAACUAGAUGAACAAUCAUUAACAUAUUGUGAACUAUUGUAUUAUGUCCAAGUCUUAUCUUUAACUCUUCUUGUUGAAUAUCAUGUGUUUCCAGGUGAGAUCGUGUGCCAGUGUGUAGAGCGAAGUUUAUCAAUGGUGAUUGGUAUAAUGGCAAUUGAAAUGACUGGUGGUGUUUAUUGUCCAUUAUCACCUCGAGAUCCACAACAACGUUUGCAUGGACUCACACAACAAACACAAAGUCGUCUUGUUCUUGUUCAUGAUUUGACCAAGACCAAGUUUAAUUAUGGUACCGUGUUACUUGGUAUUGAUUCAAUUUUGACUAAUACAAAGACGGAUAGUGUAAUUUGCGUGGAUCGGCUCUCAAGUGUCACAAUAAUACCUUAUAGUAUGGCUUACAUAAUCUUCACAAGUGGUUCAACUGGAAUACCGAAACCGGCUCAACUUCGACAUAGAAAUUUUACUCAAUCAGUACAAUCUUUGGUACAUGUUGAUAUAUUUAACAAAAACGAUAUCAUUAUACAAAUGGCGCGAUGUGAACGUUGCUCUGUGCGACUUAUUGAAUUAUUAGAAAGCAUUAUAAAUAACGACUGUUCUAUAUGGAAUUUAUGUGGACCGGCGGAGACAACUCUUCAGUCUUUAUUUCAUCGAGUCAAUUCACAAGUAGAUACAGAGACUAUUCCACUUGGUAGACCACUACCUAAUUAUUCCUGUAUAGUCAAAGAUAAUUCCGGACAGCCUCUUAUUGUCGGUGAAGAAGGAGAAAUACUGGUGAGAGGAGUAGGCAUCUUUGCUGGUUAUCUUGGACGUGAUGAUUUAACUGCAAAAGCUCUUAUUGAAAUAGAUGGUCAACUAUUUUAUCAAACAGGUGAUCUUGUUAAGACGGAUCGUAAUGGUUUACUUCAUUAUAUCAGUCGAAAAGAUUUUCAAGUUAAAUUACAUGGACAAAGAAUCGAACUUGGUGAAAUCGAACGAUGUUUACUUAGCAUCACAUCCAUCUCCACUUGUGUUGUCAUGAAAUGGAAUGAUGAUUAUUUAGUUGCAUAUGUUCAAAGUUCCGAUAUUAAUGAACAGGAAUUGCGUGAACAUUGUCAAUCUCAUCUUCCACCACAUAUGGUUCCAUCAAUAUUCAUUAUUCUUGAGAAAUUACCUCUGAAUCAAAAUGGAAAAAUAGACAGAAAACAACUUCCUUCACCCCAAUUUUCUUUAUCGACUUUGUUAUCGUCCCAUAUAUCUGAUACUCCUCUUAAUCAGUUCGAAGAACGUAUACAUACUAUUUGGUGUCAAGUUCUUCAUUGUGAUGAAAAUCAAAUUUCUAGAACUACCAGCUUUCUUAGUGUUGGUGGGCAUUCACUGUUAUUUAUUGAACUUUAUCAUCGUUAUCAGUCAUUAUUCAAUUUUGAUGCUCAUUCACUCUCGAUUUCUCCAUUUCUUCAACAACCAACUAUAUUUCAACAUUCACAAUUACUUCAAACAGUUAUAACGAAUAAUAUCAAGGCGACACAAUGGUAUACGUUACAUAUAAACGAAGGUAUUGCCUCUUUUGCUCAAGAACGUAUCUUUCUUGAUGGACAAGUUCGUUUUUCAAGUGAUAUUGCUGUAUAUAAUGAACUGUCGACUUUACAAGUUGUUCAAGGAUCAUUAUCAUUCAAUUGUUUAUUACAAGCAUUUCGAUUUGUUUUGAAUAAACAUAAAAUAUUACGUACAUAUCUUCUUUUUAACGAUGAUGACGGUAUUUUGAAACAAUGCAUCACAGAUAUACAUAAAACAUUCACAAUAACUAUGAAUCAAACAUUUGAAAAUGAUAAUGACCUUGAAGAUAUUAUUCACCAAACAAUUAUUAAUCCUACUCUCUUCGAUUUAUCAAUCGGCCGUGUUUUUCAUGCUGAAAUUCUGAAACAUCAAAUAUCACUAAAUGAAACUGAAACUGAAAAUAAUAGCAAUGAGCCCGUAACUAAUUCUGAUGUUCUUCUCAUUGCUUUUCAUCAUGCAGCAUUUGAUCGAGCAAGUUUUCCGAUCUUUUUCAAUGAUCUAUGUUUAGCUUAUAAUACUAAUGCCAUAUCAAUAGAAGAUGAUGAAUCAUUGCAAUAUAUUGAUUAUAGUAUACAUGAACGUCUACUUGAUAUGUCAACUUCCCGUGAAUUUUGGUAUUUACAAUUAGAAGAAUACAAUUUAGAAUCUCGAUUAUUGUUACCGGUUGAUCGACAUCGUUUCUCUAAUGAUCAUCGAUCGAGUUCUGCUUGUAUCACUCAAAUCUCUUUUGGCAACGAGAUUUCACAAUCAUUUCUUGAUUAUGCUUCUAUACAUCAUGUGACACCAUUUCAGUUAGGUCUAACUAUGUUAUACACUUUUCUUUUCAAGUUAGCGCAUGGUGAAAAUGAUUUAUGUAUUUCUUGUCUUAAUGCUAAUCGACACAAAACUGAACUGCAAAAUAUAAUGGGAAUGUUUGUUUCAACAUUACCAUAUCGUAUUCAACUUGAUCCUCAUUGGUCAUUUGAUGAUCUUGUUGAAUAUGUACGAGAGAAAUGUUUAUCAAUUCUUGAACAUUCACAUUAUCCACUUCAACAUAUUCUUGCUAGUUUACAUAUUAAACAAUCAAGUAUUUCAUUUCUCGAAACAAUGUAUGACUUUAUUACUAUAUCAUCACACAGCGAUGAAUUAUCUUUGAAUGGAGCAAGUUUAAAACAAGUGUCAUUCGAACAAUCUUUUGAAGUGGCUAAGUUUGAUUUUAUGUUAACAUUUAUCUAUAAUCCAAUGUUGGAAAAUAAUAGAUUAUCAUUUCGUUUAACUUGUUCACAUGCUUUAUUUGAUGAGAUUACAGUUACAAACAUAGCUCGAAGAUUAGAAUAUUGUUUUCAACAACUUUUUUCAUCGAAUAAAAAUAUGAAUGUAAUUGAUACAUGUUUUACAUCUGUAUCGAAAUUUGAUCUUAUUCUACCAGAAGAAACUCAAGAAAAGGAAGAUAUUAUGUUUUGUCGACAAUCGGAUAUAAUGAACGAAGCACCAGCAUCAUUUGCACAAAUUCGACUGUGGCAUAAUGAAUCUAUUCAUUUCACUCCUCACAUCUCACAAGUACCAAUCUACAACAUGCCUUUUGUUUAUUCUCUCUACUCAUACCAUACUUUAUUGGUACAACAUCUUCGUCAUGCUCUUCAGCUAAUUGUCAUAAAACAUCAAUCACUUCAUACAUCACUUAUCUUUGAUACAGAAAAGAAACUAGUCAUGCAACGAAUCAUUGAUGUGAAUGACAACAGUAGACAACUUUUUACUUUUAUUGAAAGUACUUAUGAAACAGAUGAACAACUUAAUAGCAUUUUCUCCGAUGAGAAACUUAAUCCUAAUCUUUUUGAUCUAGCUCAAGGUCUUGUCUUUCGAUGUCAUAUUGUUUAUUACAAACAAAUCUCUUCAAAUCAUCUUCUUUGUGACAAAGAUGUACUUAUUUUCAACUUUCAUCAUGCUCUAUUUGAUUUUCCAUCGAUGAACAUAUUUCUUCAUGAUCUUAAUCAAGCAUAUAUAGCAGGUCAACUAUCUAACAAUAAUGAUACUACCCUACAUUAUCUCGAUUAUGCUGUUAUUGAACAACAAAUAUCUAUGACUGGUGCAAGCAUGUUUUGGUUUGAUGCUCUUCAUGAUUGUAAACUCGAUCAAUCUUUAUCAUUACCAUUUGAUCGAUAUCGUCUCUCAAAUGAGCAUCGAACUGGUCGUGGAACAACUAUUUCAUUUGAGUUUGGUCAAGACCUCUCACAUGACUUUCUUAUUUAUGCAUCAUCAAAUAACAUAUCACUAGAACAGCUUACACUUUCUAUUUAUUUCAUCUUUCUAUUUAAGUUAACUAGUGGACAAACAGAUCUAUGUAUUUCUACGAACAUUAAUAAUAAUCGAUACAGAGAUGAACUCAAAUCAAUCAUUGGGCUGUUUGAGAAUGUUAUUCCAUUACGAUGCCAACUAGAUCCACAUUGGUCUUUUCAUCAACUACUCAAACAUGUUCAAGAUAUAACAACAAAGUGUAUGAAAUAUUCAUAUUUUCCACUUCAACGUAUUCUUAAUCAACAUCCACAUAUUUCAAAACAUGCAUUCCUGGAUACAUCUCUGGAAUUCAUAUCAUAUAAAAGCGACAAUAACAACAAUACAAUUAUGAUUGGUGAUUCUCAAAUUAUUCGAUCACCUUUCUCAUUCAACACUAAUGAAGAUGAAAUACUAAGUGCAUCCGACUUCUCUCUUUCUGUUUAUCACGAUAUAAACAUGAAUCAACUAUCAUGUACAAUCAAUGCAUCACUUGACUUGUUCAAUAGAGAGACAGUGGAGAAGAUUUCACAACGAUUUCAUUUUAUCUUAAAUCAGUUAUCUACACCUAUAAUUGAUAAUCAGAUAAACAAACCAAUCUAUGAAAUACAAUUAGCAUUACCGACGGAACAAUAUCUAAUGCAAUCAUUGAAUAAUACACAAAUAUCAUUUCCAUCUCCUCUCACUUGUAUUCAUCAUGAGUUUGUAUAUCAAGUAAUGAAACAUCCACAAAAACUAGCUGUUGAACUAGAUGAACAAUCAUUAACAUAUUGUGAACUAUUGUAUUAUGUCCAAGUCUUAUCUUUAACUCUUCUUAAUGAAUAUCAUGUGUUUCCAGGUGAGGUGGUGAUUGGUAUAAUGGCAAUUGAAAUGGCUGGUGGUGUUUAUUGUCCAUUGUCACCUCGAGAUCCACAACAUCGUUUACAUGCUCUUGUACAACAAACAAGAAGUCGUCUUGUUCUUGUUCAUUGGUUAACAAGAAAACAGUUUGAUGAUGAUAUUUCGACAUUUGAUAUUCAUUCAAUAUUAAAUGUUAAUAAUAUGGUUCAAGUUCGACAUAAGAACUUUAUUAAUUGUAUACAUUCUUUCAUUUACAUUAAUUUAUUUAAUAAAGAAGAUACAGUUGUACAAAUAGCACGAUGUUCAUUUGAUAUUCAUGUUCAAGAGAUACUUGGUACAUUGUUAAUUGGAGGCUGUUUGAUUAUGCUUCAUCCAGGUGGAACUAUUGACUUCAGUUAUUUAGCCGACGUCUUUCAGAACAAACAAAUCACAUAUCUAACAGCUGUACCAAGUUUACUAAACAUAUUUUUCACUUCUAUUCUACAAAACCAGAACAUGAAUUCUGUGAAAUAUAUACGGUCACUUUGUAGUGGUGGUGAGGCUUUUACCGUGCAUUUGAUCGGCUUGAUAUUGCAUAUCGGCAUAACGAACUGUACUGUAUGGAAUGUGUACGGUCCAGCAGAAGCAACAAUAGAUUGUACAGCUCAUUGUACCAACGUUACAAGUACUAUACUGAGUAUUCCAAUCGGUAGACCACUUUCAAAUUACCAAUGUAUACUUAUGAAUCAGUAUUUUCAAUCAUCUGUCAUCGACGAAGAAGGUGAACUGUGUGUAGGAGGAGUGAGUGUGUUUGCUGGUUAUCUUGGACGUGACGACUUAACUGCAAAAGCUCUCAUCGAAAUAGAUGAUCAACUAUUUUAUCGAACAGGUGAUCUUGUUAGCAUGGAUAACAAUGGUCUUCUUCAUUAUCAAGGAAGAAAAGAUCAUCAAAUCAAACUACAUGGACAACGAAUCGAACUUGGUGAAAUCGAACGAUGUUUACUUAACAUUACAUCCAUCUCUGCUUGUGUUGUCAUCAAAUGGAAGGAUGAUUAUUUAGUUGCUUAUAUUCAAUCUUCUCAUAUAAAUGAAGAACAACUACGUGAACAUUGUCAAUCUCAUCUUCCACCACAUAUGACUCCAUCUCUUUUUGUUAUAGUUGAGAAAUUACCUUUGAAUUCAAAUGGAAAAGUAGACAGAAAACAGCUUCCUUCACCUGACUUUUCAUUAUCGACUUUGUUAUCAUCCGAUAAGUCUGAUACUCCUCUUAAUCAGUUCGAAGAACGUAUACACACUAUUUGGUGUCAAGUUCUUCAUUGUAAUGGAAAUCACAUUUCUAGAACUACCAGUUUUUUUAGUGUAGGUGGUCAAUCACUUUUAUUUAUUCAACUUUAUCAUCGUUAUCAGUCAUUAUUCAGUUUUGAUGCUCGUUCACUCUCAAUUGGUCUCUUUCUUCAGCAACCAACUAUUCGACAACAUGCACAACUACUGCAAACACUUCCAUCCAAUGAUACGCAGACGAUACGAUGGCAAUCAUCACAUAUCAAUGAAGGUAAAACAUCUUUAAAUUAA